Molecule: messenger RNA, 5457 nt
Organism: Phytomonas sp. EM1
Lineage: Eukaryota; Euglenozoa; Kinetoplastea; Trypanosomatida; Trypanosomatidae
Source: the annotation of a GenBank genome assembly
AUGAGUAAAUAUUUGGUGCAACUUUACGCCCUCUUCAUAAAGAUUUUCCUUCGCAAGUUGCGAUCACCCAUUUUAACCGCCUUUGAGGUGUUGUUUCCAUCGCUAUUCAUCCUAGUGCUAUCAUUUUGCUACUGGGAGAGUCCAAUUGUCAAAGUCAGUCAACCUGAUUAUUCGCACACACCAAUUUUUAACACCACCGUUUACUUUAAAGACAUCCUUUGCCUUAACCAGAAUUCGAAGGCAAGGCUCAACUAUCAUCGGUGCAUUGCACCUCCCUCAGAGUUAAGCUGUUUCAGCCUUAUAGGUAAUGGCGAGGAUCUCUGUUACCCAUCAGCCUUAUCUAAGCGACUUAAUGAUCUCAAAUUUAUGCUUUACAAUAUCAAAGGUGCACAGGCAAUACCAUCAAUGGAUGCCUAUCUAAUUGAAUCUGCUAUUGUUACGCAACUAUCAGGGAACCAAGGAUCGAACUUUCUUGGACAUAACACCUGGACCAGCUAUUCGCAUUAUGGGAAGUUGCUUGUGUCGAGCGAUAAUCCUUCCCUCGCUCAAGAGUUUAUGAGAUUCUGUGCAUACAGGAGUGGCAUGUGUGAAUUGGUGCUCCACCCGACUAUCUUUCCAAGCUUAGAGUCAGCACAAGACUACGCGGUGGUGCAUAGCGGGGAAGUAUGGGCGAUUGUUCAUCUUCCCAAUAACACCAUUUCGAAGGUUCCGAAGGCCGAAUUCACCAUCAGCAUGAACUUUACAGCCACCCCUACGACGUAUGUAGCGGAUGGAAAACCGACAGUUGGUGAACAAACCGGAAUCGAUUACAGCACAGAUAUACUUUACUUGGCUAGCGGAUUCUCAACAUUGCAGAGUUUUGUGCAAGAAUACUAUAUCCAGCGCAACGUUGCCAAGGGAAUCCGAUCUCCGUAUGAUGUCAAGUACAGGUGUAAUAAUAGGACGGACGGCACGAGUUGCUUCAUAAACUCGUAUGGGAUAUAUCAGAUUCCUAUGCCUAGCCAUUCUAGAGAGAUCAACGCUUUCAUGAAUAACUGGGUAUACUUUAUCCCCAUGGUUAUUGUACUGAGUGGAAUCUUUCUGGUUGCACGCUUUACGUCAACCAUUGUUGAAGAAAAAUCACGUGGAAUUCGUGAGUCUAUGUUGAUAAUGGGGAUACAUCCACUCUGCAUUAUAGCAAGUUGGUUUAUCAGUUCCUUGCUCAUCAACAUCAUCGCUGCAAUGCUUGCCACUCUCUUAAUGAAAAUCAGCUUUCUUAAAACCGUGAACUUUGCUGUGUUGCUCAUCCUUUACUUCAGCUACCUGCAUCAGAACAGUGCACUAUGUCUUCUCCUGAGCACGAUUUUUUUCAAUCCCUCCCUCGCCUCCUGGUGUGGUGGUCUCCUGGUCUUUCUACUUUCUUCUGUUGCCUAUGCCAUUCCUGAGGGAGUUUCUGCUUUCACCCAAACUAUGCUAUCUUUUCUCCCCUGCACAGGCGUAGCCCAGUCUUUAUUCUACAUUCUGAAUUAUAUUCAGAUCAGGGAGGGUUUUACCUGGUCCGAUAUGGACCAAGAUAAUCUCUAUGUGAUCAAGGGCAUAGGCGUCAUGUGGGCCUCUUCAGCGAUCAUGAUCGUGCUAGCACUGUACCUCGAUCGUGUAUGGCCCAUGACGAUUGGUCGGCAUGAGCACCCCCUCUUCUUCCUUGACUUUAUCUUUCGAUCCUUCCGUAAGAAAGGGAGUUUGUACUCCCAGCACAUGGAAAAGCCAUCUACCAGUGAUGGUCCAGAUCAUCCUCAAGAGAAUUUUAAGGAGAAUAUGCAAAGAAUUCCUUUAAUCGAGAACCCUAAUGAAGUUGUGGAUCCAAACGAUCCUGAAACGGUUGUGGCCUUCAAAGAUUUGCGGAAGGUAUAUAUCAGUGGUGGCUUAUGGGGCCUCAUCUACCGGAUCUUCACCAGUGUGUUUCGCUUGGGCGACCGAUGUGUCGCACUAGAUGGAGUCAGCUUCGCCUUGAAACGCGGCGAAGUCAGCGUUCUUCUUGGCCCCAACGGCGCCGGGAAGUCCACGCUCAUGAAAUUGGCUACCGGUACGAUUCGGCCUACCUCGGGUGACGUGUACAUUAAGGGGCGCAGUUCUACCUAUGGAGACGUAAGGAGUCUCCAGCACAUCGGCUACUGUUCGCAGUCCGACAUCCUGUGGAUGUCGCUCACCGUAGAGGAGCACUUGUCCUUCUAUGCCCGCGUCAAGGUGCACUCCUUCAACGUUCAGCAUUAUGUUGACAAGGCACUCGAAAUGAUUAAAUUGGAGGAAAAGCGUCAUUCCCUGGCAGGAACCCUCUCUGGUGGCCAACGCCGCCGUCUAUGCUUCGCAAUCGCCAUGGUGGCGGACUCUGAGGUGUUGCUUCUGGAUGAGCCCACCGCCGGUAUGGACUUUGAGACCCGCAAAUUCGUCUACGACGCGAUCCAACUUAACCGCAAGAACUGCAGUGUCUUUAUCUCGACUCAUAUCUUGGAAGAGGCAGAUCGCCUUGCAGAUCGUAUCCUUAUCAUGAACUCGGGCAAGGUCAGCGGAAAUGGUAGUCCUAUGUUUCUAAAGUCGUGCGUGAAGGACAACUAUAAAAUUAGCUGCGUACUUGAAAACGGCUUGAGUAUACAAGAGGAAGAGUAUGCCGUCAAUACCAUCAUCGACUUUGUGCGUAAUAAUGGCUACCCUAUUGAUCGUGAGUUCGGGAGUCGCACAUUGGAAAUCCAACCUCAAUCCUGUCAAGCGUUCAGGAUCGAACGACAUGGGUGUGAAAUGUGCCUGAAUUUACCGUAUGAUUGCCUCCUUUCCACAGGCUGUGAGCUUUUCGAGAAGCUGCAGAAUAGCAAGGAUAUGCUGAAACUCCGUCAGGUUAGCCUGAAUCCCCCGACGAUGAAGGAUGUCUUUCUUUUCCUCGUCGCAGAGCAAUUCCAGGAAAGCCUCAACCCACUCAUCGGCGAACCGAAAUCCGUCGACCCGCGGGAACUCCAAGAGGAAAAGUGCUACAAGUUUCACAGCAUGAAUGCGUUUUCUGUUUUCUCUCGCCACUUUCGCGCACUUUUUAUUAAGCGUCUGAACUUCUCGAAGCGCGACAUCAAGCUACUGAUCAUCCAAAUCAUACUCCCUUUGGCUUUUAUUCUACUUUCUCUACUAAUCGACUUGGUACCUGGCCCGUCCCAGCCGAGCAUUCUGCUUGAUAUGACGAUGUAUUCUAAUCAUGCCACCACCCCGUCGCAGGUGCUUUUUGGUUUUAACAGCGCGAACUCACCAAAUACCUUUGGUUUGAGUGACAGCGUGAAUAAUAGUGCACUCGGCGAACACUACGUUAGUAAAUUUGUUAGUAGCUCUCUGCCAAAUUUAAAUACCAUCCAGCUCUUCACGGAAAUUCUGUCACGUGAAGAAAAGAACCACAGUCUACCCCGCAUGAUCGCACUUGCACCUAAUAUAAUCGAUCAAGAUAAUGGACGUACUUAUGCGGCGAUUAUGUUUAACAACUCCUACCAUCAUACUGUACCACAGGCUAUCAAUUCGCUCUAUAAUUUAGAGACAGAACGGCUUUUUGGUGAUCUUGCACCGAAGAUCGUCGCGCGCAACGCCCCAAUGCCAUUAGGGCAUCUUCAGCAGAAAGUGGCAAACUCUUAUAAAGCGAUCGUUUCCGGUGCCUUCAUUACAUUACCCUUCCUGCUAAUCCCCGUCUACAUCAUUGGCUACAUUGUGCGCGAAAGGGAAACGGGCGCGCAUCACAUCCAAUGUCUUUCCGGUGCCAAUGCCGUUGCCCUUUGGCUCAGCUCCUUUUGCUUCGAUAUGGCUUGCUAUAUCAUAACGACAGGUUUGACAUUUGUUGUAUUUGUUAUCUUCAAAAAAAAUGAGUACGUCGGCUCAGACAUGCUGUUCCCCUCCCUUUCCGUCUUCUUGCUUUACGGGACAUCCUCCAUACUGACGAGCUACUUGCUUGCAUCCUUCUUUAAAACGCCGCAAGCCGCGCAAAUGUCGGUACUGUUAGUGAAUUUUACGACUGGAUUCCUCUGGACGACUUUGGAGACUUUAUUAUCGAGAUAUUGGACUGAUCUAGUGCGGAUCUUGGCUUGCGUCAUGCGUAUCUUCCCGACUGCGUCUUUUUCUGAGAGCAUGAAAAUUAUUUCCACCCAAAAAAUGGUUGCUGCGCUUCGCCCGGCAAAUGCAACGGUAAACAUGUUUGGUUGGACACAUAUUAAUCCCAGAUUAUCCGAUUGGGGAGGAAUUGGCACUGAUCUUGUUUAUAUGGCUGGAAUCACGAUUGCCUCCAUCAUCGUGUUCACUAUUGUUGAAUACACCCGCAUUAAACGCCUCAAAUGUCGAAUUCCUACCUUGAGUGACAACGACGCUCCAGGAGCAGAUGAAAUCGAGCCGUAUGAAGUCGAUGCAUCGGUUACAACUGAGAUCGAGCGUGUGCGCCAGGAAAUGAUCGAUCCAGAGAAGGACUCCAUAGUCGUUCAACAUCUGUCGAAACGUUUUCCCGGCAUGCGGCGGAAUGCUGUAAAUGAUUUGAGCUUUGGGGUGCACAAAGGUGAGAUAAUGUGCCUGCUUGGCCCCAAUGGAACAGGUAAGUCUACCACGCUAAAGAUCCUCGCUGGAGAGGAAGUUCCCUCCUGUGGCUCGGCAUACAUAAAUGGCAUCUCGAGUGAUCAGCGAGUCUCUCGCAGUUACAUUGGCUACUGCCCUCAGUAUAACCCAUUACUGGACAAUCUCAGCCCGGUAGAGCACUUAUGGUUGUAUGCCCGUCUGCGUAAUAUUCGCGAGGAGUGUAUCGAAGACGAGGUGAGCUCACUCAUCCAAGAGCUUGGCUUGUACCCUCAUCGUCAUACCACGGCCCAUGCUCUCAGUGGUGGCAAUCAACGCCGCCUUUCCCUUGCUAUCUCUAUGGUUGGUCGUACCAAGAGUGUUUUACUGGAUGAGCCCACUGCCAAUAUGGACAUCCUCGGUCGUUUGCAAACGCAGUCGACGCUAAAGAGAAUAGUCAGGCAGAGGUCUGUCAUCCUUACCACGCACCUUCUCGACGAGAUCGAGACCCUCGCGGAUAGAGUCGUCCUUCUUAACCAUGGCAGUAUGCACUGUAUUGGCACUUUGAAGGAUCUCAAGAAGCGCUAUGCGGGAAAUGAAGAGUACGAAGUCUAUAUGAGCUUCCCAGAUAACUUUAACUUGCUUGAACAAAAUACGGAAAUUUUAAAUGCAAUACAAAAUUAUUUUCGUACGUUUUCUACGCAUCAGGGUGGUAUGAAUUAUCUUAGGAUGCCCCCAUCGGAUACGUUAGAGAUCGUUAAUAUCCAGGCUUCUGCCGUGACAUUUGUUAUUUUUAUUGAGCCUUUUGAAAUCAUGCGAUUCGUGGCUCAGGUAAAUAAAGGCGCUGUAACAGAUAUACCAGCCGUAAAAUAUGUUGGUAUCACGCAAAAAUCUAUUGAAAAUAUAGUGCUCAUGAAAUAA